Molecule: messenger RNA, 1677 nt
Organism: Hirsutella rhossiliensis
Lineage: Eukaryota; Fungi; Ascomycota; Sordariomycetes; Hypocreales; Ophiocordycipitaceae
Product: oxidoreductase molybdopterin binding domain-containing protein
Exons: 3
Coding region: 1-1677 (558 amino acids)
Cellular component (GO): mitochondrion
Molecular function (GO): oxidoreductase activity; molybdenum ion binding
Source: RefSeq, a predicted model, not a curated record
AUGUCGUUUCUUCAAACUUUCCAUCCCGAUCCCGAGUUCCGCCAGCAGCCCCGAUCUAAGCCGGCUGAAGCUCUCCGCACAUCGAGUGCUGCAAGCGCCACUGCGACCACACACGUCACUACCGACACCCGUGACCCUGGCCCUCCACGCUUUCGCAUCCAAGAGGUCCGAAAACACGGCCCUGACUCGGAAAACCCCUGGAUCAUCCACGGCGACAAGGUCUACGACAUCACAGACUGGGUUUCUGCCCACCCUGGCGGUCAAGUCAUCCUCCGGGCCGCCGGCGGAUCUAUCGAACCCUACUGGGACAUCUUCUCCAUCCACAAGAACCAGUAUGUCUACGACAUUCUGUCACAGUACUUCAUCGGCUAUGUUGAUCAGGCCGACCUGGUCGAUGGCAAGCCAGCCCAAGAGCAAAUCGAGGAUCCUUUCGCAGACGAUCCACAAAGACACCCCUCGCUCAUCACCAAGACUUCCAAGCCCUGCAAUGCCGAGACGCCUGGCGACGCCCUGAGCGAUCGCUUCCUCACUCCAAACGAGCUCUUCUACGUGCGCAAUCACAUGUGGGUUCCCAAAGUGGACCAAGCCGCCUCGGACGCCCACAUCCUUACAGUCGAGCUCCUCGAUGGCACCGUCAAGCAAUACACCCUCCAAGAUCUCAAGGCGAGGUUCCCGAGCCGCAAAAUCACUGCCGCUUUGCAGUGCUCGGGUAACCGGAGAAAACACAUGGGCCAAGGCUCUGGUCGUCUCGCUAACGGUCUCCAGUGGACCGCCGGUGCAAUCUCCAAUGCAUCUUGGGAGGGCGUACUCCUCUCAGAUGUCCUCGCCGAUGCCGGCUUCGAUAUUGGCGAGGGCCUCAGGGGCUCGAGCGCGACUAAGCACGUCCAUUUCUCCGGGAUGGAAGCUUACGGCGCCUCCAUCCCCCUCAAGAAGGCCAUUGACCCCCAAGGUGACGUUUUACUCGCUUAUUCCAUGAAUGACACGCCAUUGCCUCCGGACCACGGAUUUCCCUUGCGUGCUAUUGUUCCUGGCCACGUGGCAGCACGGUCUGUCAAGUGGCUUAGCCAAAUCACGUUGAGCGACGAAGAGAGUACGAGCCAAUGGCAACGGCGGGACUACAAAUGCUUUGGUCCCAACGAGACCAAGGUCGACUGGGACGCGGCUCCUGCCAUCCAGGAAAUGCCUGUCCAAAGCGCCAUCACAGGGUUGAAGAUGAGAGGAUGGACGACCAAGACGGGGACGGAGUGCGCUGAAGGCGACUCGCGGAAUGCAAAGGAAGCAGCCCAGAUGGUGUCCCUGAGCGGCUACGCAUUUUCAGGUGGCGGUCGCUCCAUCGUCCGUGUCGACCUAUCCCUCGACGGCGGCCGCUCCUGGACUCAGGCUCAACUCCUGCCUGACUGUGCCAGUGAGGACGAAUCUCCGUCGCCGUGUCAGGGACACGGGACGUGGACCUGGAAACGGUGGCGACAUGACGGCACAAUCCCGCUCGGCGCCUUCCGGGAGCUCUUGGUCAAGGCAACCGACGAUGCAUACAAUACCCAGCCAGAGAGCCACGCCGCCACCUGGAACUUGCGAGGGAACCUGGCCACCGCCUGGCACCGCAUCCAGAUAUGCGUCGACUGCGGCGCGUUCGCCACCAAGGCCGCCCGAGAUGCAGAGGCCAAGCCAGAUGCCUGA